CUCGGCACCACAAGUCACAAGGCUGCGACAUUCCGAGGUCCUGAUAGACUGCGCAGGAUCUGGAGUAUGAAGGUGUAUAAAAAUGGCGACUUGCCCAUUAAAACAAGACUCAUUUUCCUUGUGACUGCAAGUUUAGUAGUUUGGCUAUCGUCAUGAAGUUGACAGUUUUCACAGCGUUGGCUGCCUCGGCGGCAGCGCUGAACAUCCCGAAACGCGAUGCGCAGACACUAUAUACCAUCGAACUCGCGCCGGGACAAACUCAACAAGUGACUCAGGAAGAGAAGUGGGCGUUGCGAGCCCAAGGCAAAAACUUCAUCGACAUCACGAACCACCCAACCCUCAACGUCGCCUCAACAAACGAACAAGCAGCCAACGUAACCUUCCCAUCCUCAAUAACCCACCAAGAAGCCGUAAAGACCCUCCUCUCGCACCUAAGCACCUCCAACCUCGAAGCAAACCUCAAGCCCUUCACCGAGUUCCAAAACCGCUUCUACAACUCCACAUACGGCGCGCAAUCCUCAGCCUGGCUGCUCUCCACGGUCCAAGACAUCAUUUCAGAAAGCGGCGCCGCCGGCGCAUCAGCAGCCGCUUUUGCGCAUGACUGGGCCCAGACCUCGGUGAUUGCGACAAUCCCCGGAAACUCCAGGAAGAUUAUUGUCCUAGGCGCGCAUCAAGAUUCGAUUAAUCAGCAGGGCAACGAUGUAGUCGAGGAUCGCGCGCCAGGCGCCGAUGACGAUGGGUCGGGCAGCAUUACGAUUCUGGAAGCGAUGCGUGUACUUCUCUCCGACCCUGACAUUGCUGCUGGGAAAGCGCCGAAUACUGUCGAGUUCCACUGGUAUAGUGCAGAAGAGGAGGGGCUGUUGGGGAGCCAGGAUAUUUUUGAGAAGUACAAGGAGGAGCAGAAAGAUGUGAAGGCGAUGUUGCAGCAGGAUAUGACUGGGUAUGUGGAAGGCACGCUGAACGCUGGGAAGCCGGAGCAAGUUGGCGUUAUUACGGAUUACGUUGACACCGGGCUUGUGGAAUUUAUCAAAAAAGUAGUUACGGAGUACUGCGACAUUCCGUACGUUGAAACAGAGUGCGGAUACGCGUGCUCGGACCAUGCUUCUUCAUCGAAAGCCGGGUAUCCUUCCAGCUUUGUUUUCGAAAGCGAGUUCGGGGAUCACAGUCCGUUCAUACACACGGCGAGAGAUACACUGGACACGGUCAGCUAUGAGCAUAUGCUGCAGCAUGCUAAGUUGACGGUCGGAUUCGCGUAUGAGCUUGCGUACGCUUCGGAUCUGUAACGAUCGCCAAUUGCGUACUGCGACGACAGUAG
Messenger RNA from Trematosphaeria pertusa, 1315 nucleotides. RefSeq names its product Zn-dependent exopeptidase. Gene Ontology annotation, molecular function: metalloexopeptidase activity. Bases 153 to 1283 code for a protein of 376 amino acids. NCBI's taxonomy places the organism in Eukaryota, Fungi, Ascomycota, Dothideomycetes, Pleosporales, Trematosphaeriaceae. The transcript has 4 exons. Gene Ontology annotation, biological process: proteolysis. The record is from RefSeq and is a predicted model, not a curated record.